Molecule: messenger RNA, 414 nt
Organism: Fragaria vesca subsp. vesca
Lineage: Eukaryota; Viridiplantae; Streptophyta; Magnoliopsida; Rosales; Rosaceae
Product: ethylene-responsive transcription factor ERF098-like
Exons: 1
Coding region: 1-414 (137 amino acids)
Biological process (GO): ethylene-activated signaling pathway; regulation of DNA-templated transcription
Molecular function (GO): DNA-binding transcription factor activity; DNA binding
Source: RefSeq, a predicted model, not a curated record
AUGGCCGAGGACCGCAGAGGAGGGAAGGUCCAGACGGGAGAGGGCAAGGACGCCGGAGAGGUUCGAUACCGGGGAGUGAGGAGGCGGCCGUGGGGGAAGUUCGCGGCGGAGAUUCGCGACUCGAAUAGGCAUGGGCAGCGUGUUUGGCUCGGGACUUUCAACACUGCGGAAGAAGCCGCUAGAGCUUAUGACAGAGCUGCUUAUGCCAUGAGGGGAGGUCUGGCCAUUUUGAAUUUUCCUAACGAGUAUCCUUCCGGGACGACUGUUGGUUCUUCGUCGUCUUCGUCCUCGGCUUUUUCAUCUUCUUCGUCUUCAAUGCAAGCUGGGAAUCAAGUUCUGGAGCUGGAGUACUUGGAUGAUAGGCUGCUGGAGGAACUGCUUGAUUGUGAAGAAAUGAAGAGCAAGAAGAAGUGA